Messenger RNA from Paralichthys olivaceus (Japanese flounder), 3239 nucleotides. NCBI's taxonomy places the organism in Eukaryota, Metazoa, Chordata, Actinopteri, Pleuronectiformes, Paralichthyidae. The record is from RefSeq and is a predicted model, not a curated record.
UAGACCUGGCAACCCUGCUCACUGCCACACGGACACAAUAGAGCUGCUGUGACAAUGUGUAGCAGACAUUCCUUGACGUAGCAGAGUCGUGUCGCUGUCUAUUAGUUGUACUUUGAAUAAUUGUCUUAAGACUUAUAGCAGCUGGUUUACUGUCAUUUUUGCCUUAACGAAUUAGCUUGGUGAGUGCGCUAACGCUAGCUAGCUAAGCAGCUGCUUGAGCGCUGCUUCUUGGUUGUGUUAUAUUCCCCCAUAUACAUUGUUGCUCUCUAACUAAUCUGAUUUAGCAGGAUUAUGGCGUUUCCUCUUGAUAUUAACCAGUUAUUCCCCGAGAGGGUCACGCUCUUGGACCAGACUCUUGUUGCAGAGAAUCGUAAAUCAACAGAAAGACCAGAUCUUUUGGCACACAUAGUCACGGUCAUUGAUGAACUUGGAAGAGCCUCUGCAAAGGCCCAACAACUCACAACUCCAAUAACAAGUGCUUCCAAACUACAGUCCCAGAGGCAUCAGCUGUAUCUGCUGAAGGACGGAGAUAGCAACAGAGGACAUGGUAUUGUUGUGGGAUUUCUCAAGGUCGGCUACAAGAAGUUAUUUCUUCUUGACAGACAGGGUGUGCACAUAGAGGCAGAGCCACUGUGUGUUUUGGAUUUCUACAUUGCAGAGAACUUUCAGAGACAUGGCUAUGGAUCAGAGCUGUUUGACUUCAUGCUGCAGCACAAGAAUUUAGAGCCAGCGCUGAUGGCUUAUGACAGGCCCUCACCAAAAUUUCUGUCGUUCCUGGCAAAGAAUUACUGGCUGACACACAGUGUCCCACAGGUCAAUAACUUUGUGGUGUUUGAGGGAUUCUUCCUCAACAGAACAGUUGUAAAUCAGGAGCAGAGGGCUCUUUCUUGGCCAUUCCCUCCGCCUCACUCCCCCCAGCAGUCAGUAUCGUCGCAGAGCUCCAAUUCCCUCAGUGGGGGAUCCUCCCCAAGCAGGGUGCCCCUUCAAGUCAGCUCAGCUUCUGCGGUUGUAGGCAAUAGAGACGACAGCCCACAGUCCCCUCUCAUCGAGCGUUGCAGGGCAAGACGCACCAGUUCUCUUAAUAGAUCUCAGCUGGGCUUCCAUUGACCAGCCACUGACUGCCACUGACUGGCACCAUAGGAUUCUUCCUUUUAAAGGAAUGGUUCUGGUGUCUUAGUUUACUCGAUAGCCUGUUUCAUUUAUGUGGAGAAAGAGACUAAUGUUUAUUACUGGACAGAAAUCAGGAGAAGCUCUCUUAGGCCUUUUAGAAACAUAUUUCCCUCCUAGCAGCAGAGGGGAUAGCUUGAUAGCUCUGUGUUAUCUUGUCACUUUUGCUUAUUUUUUUUAGAACCAAUUAAAUCUGUGCCACACAACUGCAAUGGAGAUUGCCUUUUAUCAUACUACAGUUACGUACAUGCAUUAACCAUUGUUAGUAACCAAACAAUACUAAUGAUUGUUAAAUUUUCACGUUUUAUGUUUGGUGGCAUUUAUACACCCUGAAUGCAUUGUUUUCUCUUUGUUUUGUAAUUAUGUCCCUUUUUACCUUUGUUUCCUUUUUGUUUGCUGUUACUUAAUUGUCCUUUGGCUUGCACUUCUCUCCCGUCUUCUACUCUUGUUCUUUUUUUUUCACCAUGUUCUCUAUCCUCGUUGCUAGCUGUUGCCAUCUCCCCUAAAGCCAACAGGGUCUAGCUGCUAGAUGCAGCCUGAACCAUUGGCACUUGGACAACAGAGCUGUUGGACUGCUCGACAGGCAUACACAUGCCAGGUAAGAUUUAGUGAAGAUGUUAAUGGCAGUCAAAAACCUUUUUAGACUCAUACAGGGAAGUCAUACUGGCCUCAUCAGUCAAAGUGAAAAGGGUGCUUUAUUAUUUGCCUCCUGCCUUCUAAUGCAGCUUAUAGUUAAGAUAUGGGAAAUUCAAGUGGUUUAGUCAUGUAAAACAGUGCUGCAAGGCAACUGCAACAUUGACACUGAUGUUACAAGCUGGCAGGCAUGUAAUGUAAUGAAGGUAAUGCAAAGGCAUAUUGACUAAGGGAAGAGAUUAGAUGAAGCUCUUGAAAAUAUAAUGUGUUAUAAACUUUUGAAGAAAAUCUCAAUAAACAAACAUUGCUAAAAUAAUCAUCAAUGCAGCAAAAAGAAUUACCUUUGCCAUUUCUAAAAAAACAUGGCAAAACUUGUUCUGUUGUCUGAGGCCAUAAACACCACAAGAAGGGGUGUUAAUAUGGACUCUAUGGUAACAUGACCCCAUUUAAAUGUGGCAAUAUGCUGACUGGUCUUCAUGUAUUAGUAUUACAUGGUAUCACGGUUCUACACACUAUUGAUCACUUCACUUUAUCAAUGUGUCCCCAAAUCCUCCUCAGAUGUUCAAAGGACUGUAAUGCACAGAAAUGUUUAGAAAAUGUGUACAGAUGAGUACAAUGUGCUCAGGAUUCUUUGUUUUCCUCAGUCAAAAUGCUUCAGUUCUACGCAUCUCUCAAUACGACUAGGAUGUUAGAAGGUAUUAGAGUAAUAACAUAGCAUCCUGACCUGUGUUUAUCUGGCUCUAAUUUCAACAAAUUAAUGGUGAUGAGCUGCAGCAUAUUAGGUUAAAAAUGUAUUAAAUGCCUGUUCACUCCACACAUAGUUUAAUAGACCCAUAGGUCUACGAUUCUCAUUCCCAUUUGGGCUUCUUAGGUCCAUGUACUUUACAGCCAAAGUGUCAUUCCGUCUAGAUAUAGGGAUACAAAAAAAUAAAAACAUUUUCCAUUUUGUGUUUUGAUAAUGAAAAAUGGAAAAUGAAAACACGAUAUGCUAUCUGAUUUCCUUUGGAAAUCUGGAAGUAAAAUAAGUGUUUGGAAAUCUUAUUUUUCUUUUAAAUGUCAUCCUAUGAUAUAUGAGUACAAUGUUAGCACCAUAUAUGUGAUUUUAAAGCACCAUAUUGCAGAAAUAGUGAAUGAUAAGCUCAGUACUUCCAGGACAGUGGUCUAUGGCUGCAUGAUAUUAGGAAAACAUGCGAUGACUAUGUUCAAUAUCGUAAUGUUGAUAUGAGUUGCGAUAAAUCAACAUAAACAGUCCCUUGCUACGGAUGCAGAGACCACAGACUUCUCCACAGCCAAAUGUCUCCACAGAGAAGGCGGACAGCCUGGCCAUACCACUGUUUUCCUUUUUGUGUUAUGAUAAUGAAAAACGGGAAGUGAAAAAACGAUAUGUUAUCUGAUUUUCUUUCGAAAUCUGGAAAUAAAAUAAGUGUAUGGAAAUCGUA